UCUAUCUUUUUGCUCUGGCAAAGCAGCAAACAAUUUGAAAUUAUGUCUGGCAGAGGAAAAGGAGGCAAGGGACUCGGUAAAGGAGGCGCCAAGCGUCAUCGCAAGGUUCUCCGUGAUAACAUCCAGGGAAUCACAAAGCCCGCUAUCCGCCGCCUGGCUCGCCGUGGUGGUGUGAAGCGUAUCUCCGGCCUCAUCUACGAGGAGACUCGUGGUGUGCUGAAGGUUUUCCUGGAGAACGUGAUCCGUGAUGCCGUCACCUACACCGAGCACGCCAAGAGAAAGACCGUGACCGCCAUGGAUGUGGUCUAUGCUCUGAAGCGCCAGGGCCGCACUCUGUACGGCUUCGGCGGUUAAAGAUUUGAUCACACAUUCAAACUGAACCCAAAGGCUCUUUUAAGAGCCAC
Molecule: messenger RNA, 404 nt
Organism: Clupea harengus (Atlantic herring)
Lineage: Eukaryota; Metazoa; Chordata; Actinopteri; Clupeiformes; Clupeidae
Product: histone H4
Cellular component (GO): nucleosome
Molecular function (GO): protein heterodimerization activity; DNA binding; structural constituent of chromatin
Source: RefSeq, a predicted model, not a curated record